This is a messenger RNA of Bipolaris maydis ATCC 48331, 2349 nucleotides long. RefSeq lists its product as uncharacterized. Gene Ontology annotation, molecular function: protein binding. The record is from RefSeq and is a predicted model, not a curated record. Lineage: Eukaryota; Fungi; Ascomycota; Dothideomycetes; Pleosporales; Pleosporaceae.
AUUCAAUGCGGCUCUGCUCAGACAUGAAAUGCGGGCGUGCGGCUCCUCUGGUGUGAAGAAUUAACCAGCUUCUCGCUACUCAAUUAAAUGACCUAUAGAUUUACACAUUUCCAUCCAGCACACGAUAUCACAAACUUGAGCUCUACGUUUCCGCCGUUAUAUUAAAAAGCUCCAUCCUACUUACCGUCUUCUCUUGGACACUUUUUACUAUACUCUUCGCGCGCGGUCUAUGAAUCCCACCUUGGACCGACUCACCUUGGAGCAACUCCCCUUUGACAUUCUGUUCUGCGUGACUGCUAACCUGAGUCUUGAAGACAUUUUUCAUCUCAGUCAGACAUGUCAGCAGCUGAGUGCCUUCAUGGUGGACGAAAGGACAGUUUGCCGAAGCAUAGUCGAAAUGGACUUUCCUUUUACGGAAGAAGCAAAACUGGCACGGACAGAAAAAAUGACGUACAAACAAGCUAUGAAAGCAAUUUAUGACAGAAGACAUGCUUUGUCUACUGCAUACCCAUUCUCAGCACGCACAUGGGGCAAUGGAAACGCAUUUGUUUACAGACAGGGAAUUCUGUGCGUGCUUGAAAGCAAGACUGUACAUGUCUCAGAUCUACGCUCACAGUCACAUGAUAUUCAUAUCGACCUCACUGUGAUUGCUGGACCGGUUCUAGGGCCGCCUUUUCCAGUACCUAGGAAUUUUGACGUGGACCUACUCAACUAUGCUGACGGAAUCCUUGCUGUUCACCUUGAAGAAAAGGAUGAAUCAAAUGGUGGCUAUAUACUGGCUCUCGAUAUGGCGCACAAUUGUCCUGAUGAUAAAAGACUGAUCCAAAUGGUGCGGCUUCCUUCAAGCUCCAAGCUUUUUGUUAGACACACGGCCGAUUUCCUCUACUAUGGUACACAUACAGGGAGAGGCAGCGAUGGUCACCAUAAAUGGGAAGUUGGCGGCGUACGUUUGAACAAUAGCACCAAUAUACAGGAUGGCGCAAAGCGGUUGCUACUGGACAACUUUCAUGGAUCGGACAUUGGCUCUACAGUCGCGUUCGAGAUACACAAUGGCCACUUCUACGCAGUUUCGAAUCAAACCACCUUUGAGGUUGAAGAGAUUGAUUAUACCUCCUUCUACCAUGUUGUUCGCUUCCCACUCCAUUCGCCAUUGCCGGCCAGUGUCGAGAGGGACGAACGGCUGUAUCGUCGCCAGCACAAACAAGGGCCCAUUCACGACUCUUGGACCGACCUUACACUGCAGAGCGAUGAAAAGACAAACGAAAUGGUGAUUGUUGAGUCUAGGAGAGAAUGGGCUGAAGCAUCCUCGCGACAAUCGCGUACAUUUUACGUGACCCGUCUGGAGUUUGGAAGCGAAAAUGGCACAAUGGAGAUUUCAGAUGAACCAUUACUACCGGACGACGAUAUUUAUCUUCCGGUCAUAGACUCAUCUAACAGGCCUCAAUGGAAGCCCACGCCGGAUCUCUUCAGCUGGAGCCAACAUCCAGAAUUUGGUGGUACUGACCCUGCACCGCGCUCCUUCAUGCUCGCCAGAACAAAGUUUCGAGCUUACAACUAUGCAUGCACUACUUUUGUCGAUCUAGUCGAAGAUCAAGAAUGUUGCAAUGAUGCCUCGAAGCCGCCAUGCCUGAGGCUGCGAGUAGGAUCACGACGCGAAACAGGUCUCGACGAUUAUGCCACGGUCAACCGCAAGGGAAAGACCGCGGCUGUGUAUAGCACGAAUCCAAAUUUUGUGGACAAUCAAACGCGCUAUCGACAAUCGCCCAUUCGCAUGUGGCCGCCUCGAGCAUCGCGUUGUCCUUGCUCGCAGCAACUGCAUAACAUACUCAAUCCAGUGAUUCCCUCGAGUGGGGCAUGGUACACGAGGAGAGUGACGGGUGUGCUUGAUGAGCAACGUCUGGUGUUCAUGAUCAAAUCGGGAGGCUCAUAUGGGCCGAGCGGCAAUAAUAGCUUGGGUACUGUAGUCGUUGUAGAUUUUGCUCGUCUGGCCGAGAGCAGCAACAGCAUAGGCUCAGCACCUAUGGCAAGGAGUGACAGUAAAAUGGACGAAACUCUCAGCCUUGCAUGGGAAUGGCAGCCAGGGCUCGAACAGAAGUGUCGGGAUAGAACGUGCUGCCAAACGAACCAUGGUGGGCUGGGUAGUACUGCGAACGAGAGGGGCGCCUGAUUGAAGGGUUCUUGAGGCUCUAAUGGUAUGCCAACCACAAACACUACCGUUCCCAAGGGCGCACUUUUGCCUUGUGGGAUUUGCUGCAAGGCGUGCAUGCAUAUGCGUAUACAUGCGCAUGGCAGCUGGGCGCGGCUGAAGGCACAGCAAGGCUACUGCACCGUUUCAUGGCCCCCAGCCCG